Phymastichus coffea is the source of this 1272-nucleotide messenger RNA. Its product is annotated as low-density lipoprotein receptor-related protein 8-like. Lineage: Eukaryota; Metazoa; Arthropoda; Insecta; Hymenoptera; Eulophidae. Bases 163 to 1272 code for a protein of 369 amino acids. The record is from RefSeq and is a predicted model, not a curated record. The transcript has 4 exons.
UGUAGUUGUGCCACAGGAUAUUUGAAGGAUCCUCAAGAUACUACACGUUGCAAAGCUGCUGAAGGCCAUGCGAGUCUCAUAUUUACUAGGCGCCAUGAUAUAAGGAAGUAUGCACUGGAUCGAAAAGAAAUAACAGAACUUGUCAAUGGCACUAGAUUAGCGAUGGCUUUUGAUUUUGUUUUCAGAACGGGUAUGUUAUUUUGGAACGAUGCAGGUGACCAAAAGAUUUACAAAUCUCCUAUCGAUGAAGGCAAUGAUAAAUCAAUAGUUAUUGAUGAAGACCUAACUAUAUGCGAUGGCUUAGCUAUUGAUUGGAUUUACAAUCACGUAUACUGGAGCGAUGUAGGAAAAAAAACUAUUUCGCUAACUGAUUUUGAUGGUAACAUGAAAAAAACUCUGGUUACUGAGUACAUUGAGGAACCUCGAGCUUUAGCACUUAAUCCAUUAGACGGUUGGAUGUUUUGGAGCGACUGGGGUGAAACUGCUCGAAUAGAAAGAUCUGGAAUGGAUGGUUCUCACAGAUCAGUAAUUAUCGAAAAAGAUAUUAAAUGGCCCAACGGAUUAGCGCUUGAUCUUAUAGCCAGACGAAUAUUUUGGGUUGAUGCGAAAUUACAUAUUAUUACAUCUAGUGACUACGAUGGAAUGCAUCGACGUACAAUUUUAUUUUCAACUGAAUUUCUGCGACAUCCAUUCAGUAUUACAGUAUUUGAAGACUUCAUUUAUUGGUCGGAUUGGACUAAGCAAUCUAUAUUUAGAGCAAAUAAAUUUACUGGUAAAGAAGUUCAAUUAAUCGUAUCGAAUCAGUCAAUACAACAUCCUAUGGUUCUACAUAUUUACCAUCCAUAUAAGCAGCCUGAUGGUAUAAAUCAAUGUGAAGCUGUCAAUGGUCGUUGUAGUCAUUUAUGUUUACCGUCUCCAAAGAUCAAUUCCGAGUCUCCACUAAUAAGUUGCGCAUGUCCUGAUAACUUAAUUUUAACAUCUGAUGGCCUUUUAUGCUCCAAACCAGUGCAGUAUACGCUAUAUGAUCCUGAUGACUUGAAAUUGGGAGUUCAUGAAGUUAGACUCACGACUGGAACCAUUCUAAGUAUUUUCUUGUUUAGUAUUAUCCUGUUUAUGACAAUCUUGGCCACUUGUUACAAGUAUAGUUUGAGAAAUAAGUUGAAAAGUAUCAGUUUUUAUAAUCCAGUCUACAAAAAAAAAUCAGUAGAUUUGUUUAAACUGGACAAGAGACAGUAUUUAUUUAUUACAAGUAUUCAAGAAGAAAUCAAAUGA